This is a messenger RNA of Fraxinus pennsylvanica, 717 nucleotides long. The record is from the annotation of a GenBank genome assembly. Lineage: Eukaryota; Viridiplantae; Streptophyta; Magnoliopsida; Lamiales; Oleaceae.
AUGGCAACGAUUGGUGUUACUGCCUCCAUACAAAGAGCUUGCAAUUCUCAACAUAUAACCAAGAAACAGCCACCUCAAACUAGACCUGCACGUUUAAAGCAAGCAACAAAUGUUGUCACUCCCAAUCUUGAUGGCCUUAAACUAGCUGAUAAUCAAGAGAAAUCUACAUUCCUUACUACUGAAACUCCCAGGGGAGCUAGAGAUGAAAUCGACCAUUGGAACGAUGCAGAAUCGUUGUAUCCAAGAUUUUCAGAUGAAAGAUGGAAGAAUGGGACGUGGGAUCUAAAUAUGUUUGUUAAGCAUGGUAGAAUGGAUUGGGAUACUAUGAUUACUUCUGAAGCGAGGAGAAGAAAGUAUCUUGAAAAGCAUCCAGAAGCAGCAACCCAUGAAGAACAGGUGCUAUUUAGAAGCUCUGUCAUACCUUGGUGGGCAUGGAUCAAGCAUUCUCAUCUCCCUGAGGCUGAGGUCCUAAAUGGUAGAGCUGCAAUGGUGGGAUUUUUCAUGUCCUAUAUUGUGGAUGCUUUAACAGGGCUUGAUGUGGUUGGUCAGGCAGGAAAUUUCAUAUGCAAGGCUGCUCUGUUUCUUACAAUUAUUGGAGUGAUCCUUUUCAGAAAGACACAAGAUUUUGAAAAUAUACAAAAAUUAGCAGAGGAAGCUACAUUUUAUGACAAGCAAUGGCAAGCAUCAUGGCAAAAUCACGAUGAUCCUAAAAGGUAA